CGACGGUAAAUUUAGGGGUGAAGGAGAGGCGGAGCCUGUAUGUUGCGUUCGUGUUUCACGAAGCAAGCGGACACGAGACGACGAUCGACGCCCCGCCGUCAUCGGCCGAUGUGUGGAAAGUGCGCGAGUCGACGAAAACUCGAAUACGCGACGGCACCGGCAACGAUCGUACCGUACUGAACGUUGCCGUUGAACGGCGCGAAAGAACGCGCGUCAAGUUUCAAUUCGGGACACGGGUACCGCGCCCCGAUCAUCCUCCCGUCGUGGCUUAUCGCGAGUAGUCGAAAUCGAAAGCAUCGAGGUCCCGAAUAGAGUUGGGCAUUCGGAUUGGUGAUCCGCCGCGAGGAUCGCAGAAACGCGCGAGCGGUAAACAGAGGCAGGUGGGGGAGGGAGCGCGAUAACGGGGCGAGUGGUGGUCGCGUGAGGAUGCAUUCCAGAUGGACGAUGACGCCGCGACGUCUGUAACGGUCUCGCCGUCGCCAGGUAUAUAUUAUUAUAAUUAUUGCCCUAUCGUAUCGUCUCAUCGUUCGUCUACGCGAAUUUGUCACCGCGCGAAUCAUCGACGGCGCAUCGACGAGCGUCGCGCGGGUUAUGACGCGCCGCGCCGCUUAGGGACGCUUGUCAAGCGCGUACCGGGAGAGAGAUUCGCGAGUGCGUGUGUGCGUGCGUGCGUGCGUGCGCGACAACGGCGACGACGAUGAAGACCGAUCCGUCGGCCGAAUCCUGGUCGUCGGUCCCGGGCAAGGGAUCGUCGUCCUGCCUGGAGGCGUCGAUGCCGCGAAAGUUUCGCGACGAGGCUCGACGCGCGGGGGCCGCGGGCCUUAAUUGGGCCAUGUGUGCCCUCUGCCUGGCCAGCCUCACUAUGUCCGGCGUGCUCCUCUACCGCGAGCUCGGUCUCGAGUCCAGGAUCGCCAGUCUGGAAGCGCACUGCCUGCGCGUCGAGGAGUCAUCGUCGCCGGUCGACGUCUUGGUGCAGAGGCUCAAGUCGGAGGUGCAGGAGCAGCUGCAACAGACGCAACGAUCCGCCCCAACUCAUGAGAUCUUCAGGCCCAAGCGCCAAGUCUCCGAUCCGCAAUGCAACUGUCCUGCAGGUCCACCCGGUGAGCCAGGUCCACCCGGAAAGAGGGGCAAGAAAGGAAAGAAAGGCGAUCCUGGGGAACCUGGUGCACCGGGUGUGGCCGGGACGCCGGGCAAGAACGGUUUUCCGGGACCCAUCGGCUUGGACGGACCCAAAGGUGAUCCGGGCCGACCUGGUGACAAAGGACAGAAGGGUGAGCUGGGCAGCCCCGGAUUCGACGUCUUGUCCGCAGUGAAGGUAUCUAAGCUACGCUAUCUGACAGGAGUAAAGCAAUAUAUCCGCGCACUCUUAAUGCGCGAAAAUGCGUACCGCGCUCUCUCUCUCUCUCUCUUAUUUCUCAUCCUGUGGUACGUUGACGUGGCUGGUCUCGGUGGCGGUAAGGGCCGACCUGGUGACAAAGGACAGAAGGGUGAGCUGGGCAGCCCCGGAUUCGACGUCUUGUCCGCAGUGAAGGGCCGACCUGGUGACAAAGGACAGAAGGGUGAGCUGGGCAGCCCCGGAUUCGACGUCUUGUCCGCAGUGAAGGAACUUCAGGAGAAAGGGAUUAAUAUCUCAGCGCAGACCGUCAUACCAUUGAAAGGAGAGCCGGGUGAACCCGGGCCGCCGGGACCACCUGGUCCGUCAGGAGCCGAGGGUCUUCCCGGACACGAGGGCAGACAAGGGAUUCCGGGCGAGGUCGGCGCGCCAGGAGAGAAGGGCCCGCCCGGGCCAAUCGGGCCUGUCGGUCCACCGGGCACGCCAGGACUUGUGGGUCCUAAGGGUGACAAGGGUGAUAAAGGCGAUCGAGGCUUCACGACGACCUUGAAGGGCGAACAGUUCCCAAGUGGAGUAUUCGAAGGCCCACCUGGUCCACCAGGACCGCCUGUUUCAAAAGACGUGUGA
Molecule: messenger RNA, 1960 nt
Organism: Formica exsecta
Lineage: Eukaryota; Metazoa; Arthropoda; Insecta; Hymenoptera; Formicidae
Product: collagen alpha chain CG42342-like
Exons: 12
Coding region: 698-1960 (420 amino acids)
Source: RefSeq, a predicted model, not a curated record